AUCAAAACCGUCUAUGUCUAACUUUGGUCCUGAUACUAAAUUCCGAGUAAUCUCAGGAAUAUAUAAGGUAUCAUAAAGUUUAAUACAUAAACCAGUUUUCAUUAUUAAUUCUAAGGUUCCCACGGCUUCGACAGCUAGUUCUGUUCCAUUCCCCAGCUUAAGUGUUCUUCGGUUUCUUUCCAGCUUCUGGAUUGUAAGGAAUCCCUGAAGAAACUUGCUUGUAUAUAUACCUUGUGAAUACUCAAUGGAAAUCAAUUCAGUGUUUCACAAAAAUUCUACAUGGUAUCGGAGCCAAUUUCCCGGGAUUUUCUCAAACCCUAGGCUCGUCCCUCUCUCACGCACGGUGCCGCCGCCGUAGCUUCAUCGACCGCCUCACGACGGUCCUCCUUCUCCGAUCGACUCACGUCGGUCGCCAGCCUUGCAGCGCCGGCUCUCGUCGGCUAUCAACUCAACCCCGGCUCACGUCGGUCGUGUAACCACCGCCUCACGUCGGUGCUUCGUUUUUCGUCUCCAUGGCAGCCGAAGGAACAAAGAAGGUCAGGCUCAUCCACGACCCUACCUCCAUGUACUACAUUCACCCGUCUGAAAGCGCGGGUAAUUCUUUAACAAAACAUCUUCUCAAAGGUGAUAAUUAUGAUAUUUGGGAGAAAACCAUUGUGAACGCUCUCGAAGGGCGCAGCAGAGCGGGUUUUCUUCACCCCUCCGGGUUUCCUAAACCCACGGAUGAACAGGAAUUGGCGGCUUGGAAAGCUAAUAAUUCCAUUAUUUGUUCUUGGAUCUGUAACAGUGUCGAUGAACACAUCCAACCUUCCAUUAUCUCCCAUAAAAUUGCUCAUGAAUUAUGGUUAGAUCUGAAGACCAGAUAUGGGGGUUCGAAUGGACCUCGUAUUCAUCAAUUGAAGUCCGAAUUUCAAUCUUUGCGUCAGAAAGGACAAACUGUGGUUGUUUAUUACAAUCAAUUUGUAACUCUAUGGAACAAGCUGUAUGGAUCGGUUGAUCCAACUUGUGGUUGCCGAUGUGAGGCUGCGGCUCUGAUUCGGGCACAUGAGGAACAGGAGAAAACUCAUCAUUUUUUGCUCGGUCUCGACGAUGAACAAUUUGGUCACAUCCGAUCUCAGAUUAUUGCCACUGAACCUGUUCCAGACAUACACCGAGCUUAUGCUCUUAUUGUUCAAGAGGAACGCCACAAGAGCAUGGUCCGUGGCCGAGAUGACCGUACGGAUGCUCUCGCUUUUGCCAUGCAACGUCCCGCUCCUACCAUGGGUCGCGGAGACCCCCCCCAUUAUUCAUGCACGCAUUGUGGAAAAGAUGGACAUUCAGUGGAUCGGUGUUAUCAAUUGCAUGGAUACCCGCCCGGGAAGGGGCGUGGGGGUCGCGGCACUACUUCUGGCCGUGGGGGACGCGGCGGUGGCCGAGCGCCGUCCGGCGGCAGUGGCACCCCUGGUCGUGGGUCUGGCCGAGGGGUAGGAUCGGCGACAGGGGGAGCAAAUGCAGCCACCAACUCCAACGCCUUGAGCCUCACACCUGAUCAGAUGACCCGGUUACUUUCCAUGCUCGAUGUUUCGUCUUCCGACAAGGAUACCGGGCCUAAUGGAGAUGCAGCAUCUCGUGAGUGGCUUAUUGACAGUGGCGCCUCUCAUCACAUGACUGCCGAACCCUCUACCUCCACCCCACACGCCGAUUUCCCCGAAUUACCCCAGCCCGACCCCCUCCCGGCUGCCGUACCUGACGGCCAGCCCGUCCAGCCGACGGCUGCCGCCGAGCAGCACACCGAAGACCAGCCCCACUCCCAUACAACUGCCGCUCCUCCACUCCGUCCUCAACGGCAGCGUCGUCAGCCAUCUCAUCUUAGUGAUUACAUCGUCAACUCUGUUCAAUCUCCCGCUCCAUUGUGCUCAUCGCCUUCCCAGUCAUCGUCUUCAGAUGCAAGCAAUGGAAUUGCUCUGGGGCAAUUGCAUCAGUUGUUUUACAACGGAUGCCAAUGGCCUAUUUUUUAGAAAAGGCUUUGGCAUGCACCGAUUGUUUCUAAACAACCAAUGCCAAAGCCUUAUUUUUAAAAAGAUUAGGCUUUAGCGUUGGUUGUUUGGAAAUAACCGAUGCCAAAUCCUUUUUUUAAAUAGGGCUUUGGCAUCGGUUGUUUUUAAACAACCGAUCCGAUGCCAAUGCCCUAUUUUUUAAAAAGAUAGGCUUUGGCAUUAGUUAUUUCUAAACAGCCGGUAGAAAAGUCUAAUUUUUAAAACAAAAUAAGGCGUUGGCAUCGGU
Molecule: messenger RNA, 2262 nt
Organism: Cuscuta campestris
Lineage: Eukaryota; Viridiplantae; Streptophyta; Magnoliopsida; Solanales; Convolvulaceae
Source: the annotation of a GenBank genome assembly